This is a messenger RNA of Exserohilum turcica Et28A, 1857 nucleotides long. RefSeq lists its product as uncharacterized. The transcript has 2 exons. The record is from RefSeq and is a predicted model, not a curated record. The coding region runs from base 1 to 1857 and encodes 618 amino acids. NCBI's taxonomy places the organism in Eukaryota, Fungi, Ascomycota, Dothideomycetes, Pleosporales, Pleosporaceae.
AUGUCGUGGAAGAACAACUGCUCUACAAAUGACCUUCUACGACCUAGCAAGCGACAAUCAUUGAGAGUCCUCGCUCUCUCCCGGCAUACAUGGGCCACCCUGCUUGAUGCAGCACGCAUUGCGACGCGUCUCCCACAGUCCUGUAGCAAUAUCAGCAACCUCCUAAGUCGAACGCCUUCUUUACCUGAAAGGCAAGAAGUUGAUGAGAUUGAUGAAGGCGCUGUGUUGUCCUUGGAAGGAUAUUCACGGUGGAGAAUUACCUCCUCUCGAUGCUGCGAUCUCACAUCAAAACUCAAAACUUCCCCCCGACAGAGAGUCAAUAUCGGAGUGCCUCAUCCUAUCUUCUGCGACAUUUCCGAUGAGUUUGCUCAGGCUUGGUUGGGCUUCGAACAUAUGCAGAAUUGCUCAUCCGGUGGCAACUAUCUCGCCGCUUUCGUCUUAGGCUGGUCUUAUAUUCUUUCCGCUCGUCUUAUUGAGCUACGCAAGAAGACGACAGAUGAUCAAAUCAUAUAUACCGAUAAGGAAGCGAGAUACUAUUGCGAUGACAUAAACCAUCCUUGUGACGGUUUCACGAUCCCGAUUGGUAACGUGAAUGCGAACGAGUGUCGGUGGUGGGCGGCGAUUCUUGCAGGAGAUGGUGGCUGGCGAGCAACUUUCAACCGCUCUGGCAAAACGUACUAUCCUCCGUGGGAAUGCCACUUGAAUCACAAGGCACGGUUCAAUAUCCAGUACGAAGGAGCCUCCCGUCUAUCACAGGAUGUGACACAUCCACCGUCUUCUGGUGAAGCACAGAAAUAUCUUUGCAAUUUUGCUCGGUUGCAUAACGCUUACGAUCAACUUGUAGCUGCCUUCGUUGCAGCGUUAACGAUACCGAGUCAUCUUAGGUUUGGUGCGCCCGUCACCCUCCCUAAGCCGAAGCCCAUGGAACACAGCAGGAGACAAGGGUCGGUAUGUGGAACAUACGUUCCAUCUACAGACCAGCUUCCUCGUUUCAUGUUUCUGGCAUACAUGCCUAAUAUAUUGCCUUCGUGUUUGUUUGGCUGUUUUUGGGACCCCGACGUAUAUUGCAAUGUAGCUGGCGAAUGGCUUCAUCCAAUCUUGAGGGAAACAUUACCACCACUUAUCCAGGAGAAGAAUUACGAGGUCAUUAUCAGAAUGAUGGCUGCCCGUCAGCCAAGUUCGGCGCCACUAUGGUUGGGCGCAGCAAUAACCGGAAUGCUACCGAGGACACUAUCCAUUCUGUCCAGUUUUAUGCCGCGAAGCUGCCCCGAAGCGGCUGUGUGGAUGAAUUGCAGCCAAUCAUUCAUGGAUCCGAUGUUCCACAAAGAGCUCCGAAUUUCAGAUAAUGCCACACUAGGAAGAGUCAUUUGUCGUGAGGAUGAGUUUCGCCUCUUAUACCUUACUGACCUCGAGUCUGACCGUUACGGAAUGCCGCCCCUCAGCCCUUAUCCUCCUUUUGGAGUCGUCAGAAUGAACGAAACUGCCCUUGAAGUUCGAUUGCACGCAUUCUGUGGACAUGGACUUGAUUACUGCCACUGGGCUUGGCGGAACCAUGGCCGACCAGAUCUGAUCGAUUCAAUUGCAAUGACUGGGCUGCGCCAGUUCCUAUUACGGCUCCGAAAAAAGUCAUAUAUAUUUUGCCAUGUACUCCUAGGCUUAGCAUGGCCCUUGGAAAAAGCUCUUCCGUGUGAGAAACUAUCCGAAAUCGCGACUCGAAAUGUCUUUUUCUGGACGUUCUUCCCCGACGGCGUGAGACCAGAUGAGAUGCCGCUGUGGAGACAUGAAUGGCUUAAUAUUUUACUAGACCAGGAAUCGGAUGAUGAAAGUAUGUCAGUCACAUCAAGUGAGGAAGCGUAG